AUGGAUCUAACCGCCCGACCGCCUGCGGGCCAUGGUGCUGAUGCCGAGAUGCUGGCGGGACUCUGGCAACAUGCGCCAUUUCCGCGGCUGCCGCUGGACGCUCCGGCCGAGCUCCGGGAGCUCGUGGCAGACGUCGAGAAUCCUCGCCGUGUCUAUGCUAUUCAUCGGGCCAGUCGUCGUCACAACUUCCAGCUGACGGUGCAGAAAUACAUCGUUCAGCUAUGCGAAGGCUGUGGUGCCAGCGAGUGCCACAAUCCCACCUGCUUCACCUGCCGGAAGCGCAUCGCCGGCCAGGCCCCCCUCCGUCGAUACAACGCCACGAGCGCCCGCACGCUUGCCGUUCAUCUUGCGAGUCAGGAAAAUCCCGAAGUCGGCCUAUGCGCCUCGCUCAGGCUUCCGAAAACCGCCCCGGCAGCAGUCCGGUCUCUGCGUUUUACGCCCAAAUAUCCCCCAAUGACCCGUGGAGACGGCGUAUCGAGCAGUUCCAAAACGACAUUGGCUCGUGCCGGGUCACCGAAAGACCGGAAGAGUGCAACAAAGCACGGGCACGCUGUGUAUGCAGGAUCUAAGGACGGUGGGACACAGUCGGAAAAGUCGACUCGCUCAAAAGCAGACACUGCCUCUGAGGGCCUGCAGGAGGCCCCGAAGUUCAUAAUUGUGGACAAGCCUGCCAGCAAAGACUACCGGUCUUUUGCCGCGAAUAUGUUCGGCACCGUAGCGUUCAAGAUGCUCGAGUGGCUGACGCCUGCAGCUAUCGAAAACAUGACCGAGAAAGCAGAGAAGCUGCAGGCUGGCUUUCCGGCAUCUGACGAGGGGAAGAUCAGGGCCCAGGAGGAAAGGCCCAGACAUGAUGCGACAGCGAAAGAAGCAAAGGAUAUGACGGGCUCCGAGUCAGUCGAUGCGACAGGUAGACAUGACUCUGGGGCUGCAGAAUUGGCUGGUUUAGACAGUCGUGCUACCUCAAACGGAAAGUCGCGACAGACGACAUCGCCGACAAAUACUCGGCGAAACUCCAACGCGCGACUUCGCACGCAGUCGACGAAGCCGCAACGCAAAUUGUCUGUCGACGCCUUCCCCCCGGAGUCCUCUAACGACGAGCUGCUACCCAACUUGCGCUCCCCUCUAAUACCCAGCAUACAGACGGACGGUAUGAAUCACAGGACGCCGCCGACCAAGUCGCUUAAGACGCCGACGCCGGCGAUUCCCCGCCCAAUCUCCCAGCUAUCUGGGGCUGCAUACUUUGAGGGUGUCCCUUUGGAGAAGAUGCCACCGAUUAUGACCGCUGAGAUCAGGCCGCAAGUUGGACGCAACCAGGCUGAUGGGUCCCAAGGCAGCGGGAGCGAGAGCAGUUUGGAGCAGCUUGGAUCACGGUCCUCUCGGUCGCCAUCUUCGGAUCGGUCUGAUGCAAAUCAGUCUUCUGUACUGUUGGACGCCGACCUUCUGGACACCACAUUCGAUACGUUUCUUCCACAAACACUUACGCGAUUGGAUACCGAGACGAUCGACUUUGUGUGCGACGUGCUUCAAGACGACCACACAGCCGAACAGCACCUGCUCGAGCCCGCGACAGUUGCAAAGUUCCACACAAGGGUCAGCGGCCAACCCCGACCUCUGCGGCGGAAGGAAAAGUCGCUGGUCCAUGGCCAGUCGGUGCGGCUUCGAGAAGGAGAGGAAUGGCGCCUGUUUGCCGAGCAGAGCUUCUUCUACGUCCUGAGUGAUCCCCAUACGCUUCUGAGCUCGUUUACGAAACAUGGCCAGCUCUACGACACACAGACGCUCUGGUACUGCAUGCUGCGCAUGACUCGUGUUGCCCCAAGUCUAGUUUUUCACAGCCUGUGGGUGGCUGCCGAGAUGCUGUUUGCGCCCCCUCAAGCGUUGCAGGCACUCUGCUCGCCGACAGUCCGCCUCUUCCCCCAGGCGCGCAAGUUUCUGACAAAUGCGGAGGCCGGCAUGCUUGUCUCUAUCUGCCUGCACGCUCUUGUGGCAGCUGCUCCGCCGGUCGACAGCGCCAGAAAGCUCUACGACAUGUCCCGCAUCCGGUCCCAGGGUUUGAGCCUCGCUGUCAGCAACUCCAUUGCGCGACAACCUGCCGAACUAUGCCUCCAGUAUGACGAUGCCUUUUCGAACCCGCUGGCGCUGCGGCUGGCCAGACGGCUGCUGACGGCCAUCACAACCCGGCGGAUUUUCGACGAGCUGAUGGAGUACGACGUGGGCCGUAAUAGCAGUAGCGAGCUCGACGUCCUGGACCAUCUCUUUGCACAGCUCGACUUCUUGAACAUGGACGCUGCAUACAUUCUCGACUUCACCGUUGCUGACCGGACCCUCCAUGAGACGAGAAUGCCGACGUUGCUUCUCGACUGGGCAAGAGCAGUCAUGCUGCAUGAUUGGGACGGACGGCCGGAUGUUUCGGGAGACAGUCCGUUCGGUGGUGCACUCGCACUCAUCAAGGCCAUCUUUGAGCGACGACAAGCCCUCCUGGUUGGGGAUGCACAGUUCCGGUCCGAGUUCUUUGCCGAGCGCCUAGACGAGGUAGAGACGCCGCUGUCCUGGCUCACUUUCAACUCGACCAAACAGAGGCUGCAUAUCCUUGACUUCCCCUAUAUCUUUAGCCCGGACACGCUCGUGUCGUACUUUCGGGCGAUCAACUUCUCUCGGAUGAGCCGGUCGUUUGAGGAGUCCAGCUCGCUGCAGAACCGUAUGGAUGCGAUAGUGUCGCCCAGCAGCCUAGUCAUCAACCCUCACCACAAAUCGAUCCUGCAGGGACUCUUGCAGACGGCGUCGGCCAAGUAUCUUAUCCUCGACAUCGGGCGCACGUCGGUGCUGCAGGACGCAUUCGACCAGCUGUGGCGGCGGGAGGAACGGGAGCUGCUGCGGCCACUCAAGAUUCAUCUCGGCGAAGAAGGCGGCGAGGAGGGACUGGAUUCGGGCGGUGUGCAGCAAGAGUUCUUCCGGAUGGCCAUUGCCGAAGCUCUCGACCCGGCGUACGGCGCCUUUACGGUAGACAGCCGCACGCGCAUGGCCUGGUUCAGUCCGACGACCCUGGAGGAGGAGUGGAAGUUUGAGCUGGUCGGGAUUCUGGUGUCGCUCGCGCUCUACAACGGCGUGUCGCUCCCGGUGACCUUUCCGAAGGCGCUAUACCGCAAGCUAUUGGGCGAGCCGGUGACGGAGCUGCACCACAUCUCAGACGGCUGGCCGGACCUGGCCAACGGAUUGACGGCGCUGCUGGAGUGGAACGAGCAGGACGGGGCGGUGGAGGACAUCUUUGUGCGGACGUACGAGUUCUCUGUCGACAUGUUUGGCCAGCCAAUCUCCCGGGUGAUGGACGCGUCGGGAUCGUGGCCCAAGAUCCGCGAGAAUGUCACAGGCACGCGAGCCAGGAGCAAGAAGAACAAGGAGGCAAGCGACAGUGGUUAUGGGCCGACAGCCUCGACUCUGCUGGAGGCGAACCCGGGGGACGAGGCGCCGAUGGUGACAAACGCGAACCGCAACGCAUACGUGACGGACUACAUCCACUACCUGACGGAUGUGUCGGUGCGGCGGCAGUUUGAGGGGUUCUCGCGGGGCUUCCGGGCGUGUCUGCACGCCAAGUCGCUGCGGCUGCUUACGCCAGCGCUGCUGCAGUCGAUGGUGGAGGGCGAGCAAGAGAUUGACGUGUCGGAGCUGCGGCGCCAGGCGCGCUACGUCGGCUGGGAUGCGAGCCAUCGGACGGUGCGGGAUUUUUGGAGCGUGGUAUCGCGGUACGACGACGUGAUGAAGCGCAAGCUGCUCGAGUUUGUCACGGCGAGCGACCGGGUGCCGGUGGGCGGCAUAAAAAACCUGCACUUUGUCAUCCAGCGCAACGGCGAGGAGUCAGGAACCGGCGGACAUCUGCCGACGGCCUACACCUGCUACGGCAUCCUGCUGCUGCCCGUAUACCGGGAUCGUGCCGUGUUGCAGGAGCGGCUGGCGAUGGCGCUGGAGAACGCGCAGGGCUUUGGAUUUGCCUGA
Grosmannia clavigera kw1407 is the source of this 3987-nucleotide messenger RNA. RefSeq names its product hect domain containing protein. Gene Ontology annotation, molecular function: ubiquitin-protein transferase activity. Lineage: Eukaryota; Fungi; Ascomycota; Sordariomycetes; Ophiostomatales; Ophiostomataceae. The transcript is spliced from 3 exons. Bases 1 to 3987 code for a protein of 1328 amino acids. The record is from RefSeq and is a predicted model, not a curated record.